Molecule: messenger RNA, 2087 nt
Organism: Scleropages formosus (Asian bonytongue)
Lineage: Eukaryota; Metazoa; Chordata; Actinopteri; Osteoglossiformes; Osteoglossidae
Gene: prdx1
Product: peroxiredoxin 1
Exons: 7
Coding region: 476-1072 (198 amino acids)
Biological process (GO): cell redox homeostasis; removal of superoxide radicals; cellular response to stress
Cellular component (GO): cytosol
Molecular function (GO): thioredoxin peroxidase activity
Source: RefSeq, a predicted model, not a curated record
GACAUGGCUGCAGACAUGUAAGUCUCAAGUAAACCUAGUUUGUUGCCUACCACUUGCUGCACCUAAGUUCAUCAUAUACUCUUCCACGUUCUAAUGGAAACUCGCACCCUCCCUGGCGGCGCAACAGGGAACACCUGCCACGGAUCGUGAAGCACAGGGAUAAGAAGGAAGUGCGGAACCUUGUUCAGCCUCCUGACUUACUUGCACUCCUGAUCCUCGCUCCUCAUCCUGCUCCGCACCCUUCGCCCUACUCAUCGUUGCCGGCUUUCUGGUUUACCUCGAACUCUUGCCUGUCUCCUGGUUCACGAUUCUUGGAUUUGCCCCCUUGGAUUCCGUUCGAACCUCGGUGACUUUUUGCCUGUUUUUCUGACCAUGUCCUCUGGAUCGCCCCCGACCACUCCUCCUGUGCUCCGCACUUGGGUCCGACGCACACGCGCCGGGGGAAACCCGUGACAGAACCUACGUCAAGGUAAAGAUGGCUGCUGGAAAAGCUCAUAUUGGGAAACUGGCUCCGGACUUCAAGGCAAAAGCUGUAAUGCCUGAUGGCCAGUUCAAAGAUAUCAAACUUUCCGACUAUAGAGGAAAGUAUGUAGUCUUCUUCUUCUAUCCAAUGGAUUUUACUUUUGUAUGCCCAACCGAGAUCAUUGCCUUUAGUGACGCUGUAGAAGAGUUCAAGAAGAUCGACUGUGAGAUCAUCGGUGCCUCUGUGGAUUCCCACUUCUGCCACCAUGCCUGGAUUAAAACACCACGCAAACAGGGUGGUUUGGGUCAUAUGAACAUCCCACUGGUGGCUGACAAACUCCAGACCAUUUCCCAGGACUAUGGGGUGCUGAAGGAGGACGAAGGCAUUGCUUACAGGGGUCUCUUCAUUAUUGAUGACAAAGGGAUUCUGAGGCAAAUAACUAUCAACGACCUUCCUGUUGGGCGCUCUGUUGAGGAGACACUGCGCCUGGUGCAGGCUUUUCAGUUCACCGACCAGUAUGGAGAAGUGUGCCCUGCUGGCUGGAAGCCUGGAAGUGACACCAUCAAGCCUGAUGUCCAGAAGAGCAAAGACUUCUUUGCCAAGCAGUAAUGGCUCAAUACUCAAACCUGCACUGUACUUUAGGAUUUAUUCUUAGGGUGCUUAUUAGGUCUUAAAAAAAACUGGCAACAGUGAGAGCAUGUAUGUCAAGUAUAAAUCAACUGCUUCAAGAUAAAAUCCAUGCCAAAAAUGUCAGUGUGGGGUUAAAUUUUGUGCCAUCCCAAUUAAUGUGUAAGUGAGGUGGAAGAUCUUUGUAAAGGUGAAAAUUGUGGCUACUUGAUAUAUUUCUCAGAUGACUUGUGUAUUAGAAAAGGUUCAGUUCUACACUUGUAUAACCAGCUUUCAUAAAGUAAAUGUGAAGCAUUACUUUUGUGAAGUAGUUAUGGUAUUUUGCUGUUACCGCUAUUUGUUUGCAGUGUUGUUUGGUAAAUAAACAGUUCUGAAGUUGUAGUAAAUGCCAACUUUCCUCUAGAUCUGUAUUUAAACGCAAUAUAAACUACUAAAUCGCAGUACAUUUAAGCUCAUUGACGAGUAUCUGUGCUAAAUUGGAAUUUCUGUAUUGUACAAUAGAGCGGAGACUGCAUUUCCACAGCUGUUUUGAAUAAACUUGAAGUGAACGCGAGUGAGCUGCUUUAGACUUAAGUAUUGUCCGGGUUUGUGGAGCGGAUGCCCGCGCGCAGUGUUUGCUGUCGUACACCAGAUGCAGAAGUUUCAAUGAACGGGCGCGCGAGUUGCUCUGCGCGAGGUGGCGUCUCGCGGCUGAAAUGUGGGCGAGAUAAUUACCUCAGGAAUGUCCUCCUCGUUCUAUCGCGUCAAGUAGAACAUCUUCAGUGAUAAUAUAUUAUUUAAAGUGUAAUUUUCUUAAGUGAAAUACAAAAUUUUUUUUCUGUCCAAAUAUAAACUUAACACUUUUUUCCCGUUUCCGUGACCGAAAUGACGACGGCCGGUAAACAGCUGAACUUGAAGUCGACGAAGCGGGAUGCCACGUGGAAAAGUCUGUUUGAAAACGAGCUGAGGACACGGGAGCAGUCCGAGGUGUUUGUGAAGCAAAUGGUAGCGCUCGCCG